This is a messenger RNA of Nematostella vectensis (starlet sea anemone), 1518 nucleotides long. RefSeq names its product glycine-rich RNA-binding protein 8. The record is from RefSeq and is a predicted model, not a curated record. Gene Ontology annotation, molecular function: RNA binding. Lineage: Eukaryota; Metazoa; Cnidaria; Anthozoa; Actiniaria; Edwardsiidae. The transcript has 4 exons. The coding region runs from base 79 to 498 and encodes 139 amino acids.
AGAGCAUCGUGCUUUCUCUCUCAAGCUUACUCAUCCGGUCACAGUCGUUUGCUAAAAUACUCGUACUUUGAUCUCAAAAUGGGUGAAGAAUGCAAAUGCUACAUCGGAAAUCUCGACUUCAAAGUCAACGAGGCAGACCUACAGGAUAGAUUCAGUCGUUAUGAUGUUGUAGAUGUCCAAGUAAUCUCAGACAGAGAGACUCAGAGACCAAGAGGGUUUGCUUUUGUCACAUUUGGAAGCAAAAAGAACAUGGAAGAUGCCAUCAACGAGCUUGACGGGCAGGAGUUUGAUGGCCGUUCCAUGAAAGUCAAUCAGGCAAGAUCUCGUGAGCAGCGUGGGGGAGGACGAGGAGGUGGCUACAGAAGUGGUGGCGGUGGCGGCUAUGGAGGUGGUAGAGGGGGUGGACGUGGAUAUGGCGGUGGCCGUGGUGGCGGUGGCAGACGGGACUAUGGAGGUGGUAGCAGGAGUGGUUGCGAUGACCAGGACUCAUAUAACUAGGACGUGACUCACAUUCACAUGGCUACCACACUGGUUUCCGUCCCUUGCUUGAUACCUGAUCCCAAAGAUACAAAGAAACAAACCUGCGUGAUACUGAGCCAGUGAAUUGAGCCUACCCAACCGUACACAUGUUCCCAGGAUACAGACAAAGGCCCAUGCAGGCUCCUGAAGGCAUAUAGCCCUCAGGGGAUAUAGUUUAAACGUACAUUUGACUUUUGUUUUGAAUAUGGCUUUGAAAAUUUUGACAUCUUAUAGCUAAAACGUUACAUUAAUACCAUUAAAGAUACCACUUCUACUCGUUUGUCUCUUGUCAAGCGCAGUUAUGCAGAUAUGAUUGAUAUGUAUUCAAGGUUGAUUUGUAUUCAAGGUUGAUUUGUUACUUCAUCAAGAACUCUUCUUCAUCAAGAAGCCUCCUGAUUCAUUACUCUGCAGUGCUUUAAUUUUCCCAAUUUUUUCAAGCAUUUGCAGAAGCUGCUGAUUAGAAGUGGUCUUAAGUUUAAAAGUUUUUUUUAUGACAAACUUUGGGAUUUUUUUAAAUAUUUUUUUUUCUUGGCAUGGUAACUUAUUCCCCCUCUUAUUAUAUUGGUCGGUGUGUAGGUAUAUAUAAUAUACUUAGUAUAUAUACUUAAUAUACUUAGUAUAUAAGUCGGUGUGUUUUUUUUCUAUUUUAGAAUUAGUUUUUUUUGUAUACAUGAGAAACAGGUUUGGUUCUCCUUUAAACUUUUGUUCAACAAGGAAAUUCAGCGCGAUUUGGACAGUUGAUAGGUGUAUAACGGGCCACACAGAUUAAUGCAAGCGCCUCUUCUUUAAUCAGAACUCACUAAUACAUUAAGUGUUAGGUAUGUGCCCCACACUAAUUAGCCAAAAUGUAAGGGAAAAGGGCUUAAGGUUCGACAACAAAAUUCCAGUUUCAACCACAGGGAGCCAACUCAACUUAGCGCAUUGUUUAUUUAACAUGUGCUUUAUUGUGAAUAUCAAUUAGGUCAUGAAGUCUUCAAUAAAACUCCUUCCAAAUACAAA